AUGGCGCUAGAUCCGCGCUUCUACCACCACAUCGGCCAGACCGGGCCUGGCUCGAUAUCGUCUGCCACUUCAUCCGAUUCCUCUGCCCUCACAGGCAUCACGUCGCCAAGCGUGAUCUCGACAUCCGCCUCCGCCGCCACCCUACGAUCAACCGCCUCCAGUCCCUCCCUUCGCGCCCGAGAAGGUGUAUCUCUCAUCGGCCGCCAAGAUGUCAUGUCCCCGGCAGCAGGAGGAGGAAAUGUGCGCGUCGUCGUGCGCGUGCGGAAGUUUCUCCCCAGAGAGAUACAACGCCAGGCAGAAUGCCUCAUCUCGAUGGACCCUCACACGCAAAUGACUCGCUUAUCAGCACCGAAACCCAGCCCAGACGACCUCGGAAAACCGAAAUCGCAAGCGCGGGGCAAGAUCCUCGAGGACAAGUCGUUUACAUUCGAUAAUUCAUUCUGGUCGCAUGACGAAGAAGACGAUCAUUUCGCUCAACAGGAAGACGUUUACAACUGUUUGGGCGAGGAGUUUCUAGAUCACAACUUUGAAGGAUACCACACAUGUAUCUUUGCAUAUGGUCAGACAGGUUCCGGCAAAAGUUACACUAUGAUGGGUACACCCGAACAGCCAGGAUUGAUUCCCCGUACCUGCGAAGAUUUGUUCCAGCGCAUUGAAGACUCGCCAUCCCCCGAUAUCAGUUACAACGUCCGCGUGUCAUAUUUUGAGGUCUACAAUGAGCAUGUACGGGAUCUCUUGGUGCCUCGGACAGACCCACCACAUUAUCUCCGUAUUCGAGAAUCGCCAUCGGAGGGCCCAUAUGUUAAAGACCUGACGGAAGUGACCGCAAGGAACUACACGGAGUUAAUGAAGUUCAUGCGCAAGGGCGACAUGUCGCGUACCACGGCCAGCACUAAAAUGAAUGAUACAUCAUCUCGAUCACAUGCGGUUUUUACUAUUACACUCAAACAGAUUCACCAUGACCUUUCAACAGACGAAACAACUGAGCGUACUGCGCGAAUUCGACUGGUCGACCUUGCAGGUUCUGAGCGUGCCAAAGCGACUGAAGCAACAGGCCAACGACUCCGCGAAGGUUCCAAUAUUAAUAAGUCGCUCACAACGCUUGGUCGGGUCAUUGCGGCUCUAGCAGACCCAAAGAAGACCCGCGGGGGGAGGAAGGGCAAAGAGCUAGUCCCUUACCGUGACUCUAUUCUGACCUGGCUGCUGAAGGACAGUCUGGGAGGAAACUCGAAAACAGCCAUGAUUGCAUGCAUUGCUCCUGCCGAUUACGAAGAAACGCUUUCCACAUUACGAUAUGCCGACCAGGCCAAACACAUUCGAACUCGGGCCCGAGUGAACCAAGAUCAUGUCUCUGCCGCAGAACGUGACGCGCAAAUCGCCGAAAUGGCCGAAACAAUUCGGACUCUGCAGCUGAGUGUGAGCCAAGCGACAGAGAACCAGCGCGCUACUCAAAUGCAGGACGAGAAGCUUGAUGAGUACCAACAAAAGGUUGAGAAGAUGCAGCGCCUGAUGGAAGAGACUAAGAUGGUCAGCGAUUGCAAGAUUCGCCAGCUCCAGACCGAGAACGAGGCCUUACGCAUGCACCUGAAGCUUGCCCUUGAGAGCCUCAAAAAUCCCAUUCCCCCCAUCCCUUUGGCACAGCAAAAACCUAGCCUGGCUUCAUUAACAGAGGAAAACCAACCACCUCAAGAUGAACCAGUAUCUCGUGAAGGUUCCCCUGUUAUUCCAUCCGACUCCGAGCCCGAAGUCUGGGAAGAUGAGGAUGACGAUGAGACGGUGACUUGGGAUGACGACGAUGGUGAAGCACACCUGAUGCAGUCCCGCAUGGAAGAUCUCCUUGGUGAUUUGAGUGUUUUUAAACGCAAGCUGGCUUCGGAUCAUGAACGUUGGCAGCGACGUGAUCAGUCGAUGACUCCCAAACGACGCGCCUUGGGUGCUAUUGCGCCGAACAAUCGCUAG
Molecule: messenger RNA, 1959 nt
Organism: Penicillium longicatenatum
Lineage: Eukaryota; Fungi; Ascomycota; Eurotiomycetes; Eurotiales; Aspergillaceae
Product: kinesin-3 family protein uncB
Exons: 2
Coding region: 1-1959 (652 amino acids)
Biological process (GO): mitotic spindle organization; microtubule-based movement
Molecular function (GO): microtubule motor activity; ATP binding; microtubule binding
Source: RefSeq, a predicted model, not a curated record